AUGGUGGAAAAGGCUUCAAAAAAAGCAACCUUUGUUGACCGGUGUGAGAAAGAGAGAGGGGUAAAACUGAGAAAGAUGCAGAACGCGAACAAGAACGCAGUAGCGCUUCAGAACACGCAUGUUAAACUUCUCGCCUUCGAUCUUCUCUCCUUGACGCAAUCCCCUUCCCAUUCUCCCGACGCCGCCACGUCGUUUUCCCGUAGAGGAAUCCCGCUCUCGUGCGUCGAAAUUGUCGGCACAGUCACCUUGCGCCACCUCAAGCCUCAGAGCCUGCUCCGCUUCGCCGUUGACGACGGCACCGGCUGCGUCCCCUGCGUGCUGUGGCUCAACGAUGCCGCCUCCCCCUCUGUCGCCCGCCGCCGCCGACACGAGCUCGCGGCGCGCUUCGUCGAAGUGGUGAAGAUUGGCGCGGUGACUAGAGUGAGAGGCAGACUGAGCCGGUACAAGGGCGAUGUGCAGGUGAGGGUGUCGGACGUGGUCGCUGAGAGAGAUCCGAACGCCGAGAUCUUCCAUUGGCUCGAUUGCGUCUCUUUAGCUCGCAACUGUUAUAACCUUUUGCCUCCACCUUCUUCUUUUAGAGGAUAA
Sphenostylis stenocarpa is the source of this 585-nucleotide messenger RNA. NCBI's taxonomy places the organism in Eukaryota, Viridiplantae, Streptophyta, Magnoliopsida, Fabales, Fabaceae. The record is from the annotation of a GenBank genome assembly.